AUGGCUCCUCUGACUUCAGAAGAGUACAAAGUACUCGAGCAAUCACGACAACGCCUUGUUCAAUUAACUCGUUCUCUGGGCUCUCUGGUAUCCAGUCUAGAACAAGGCGAUCCCCUUCCGCCAUGGUAUACAGCUUCCCCAAGCCCCCAGUCUUCUCCCAAUGAUCUCCGAAUAACCUUGAAUCCCAGGUCCUCACUGCAAUCUCAAGCGAGCAUUAUAUCAAACAACCUCAUCAGCGUGACCGAGCACCUCUCCGAUCAUCGCGACCUUCUAUCCUCUAUUGUCGCAUACCCCGGUCCCGAGUACCCCGGCCGCACGCAAGAGGCCAUGCUCCAACAACUUUUGCGCACAAAACUCGAUCCUCGAGUCGACGAUUGGGUUGCGCGCGGUCGUGCUGCCGGCACCGAAUCUUCCCAGUCUGCCCUCGAUUCCUCGCGCACGAUACCGAAUCCCAGCGCCGCCGCAAAUACCACUACGAAACAGCUCAGCGAGGCGGAGCUCAAAGAGCUGUGGGAAUGGGCACCUAUCGAGGCUAACCAGGAAGCUCGACAACGGAAUUGGGGUGGCAAUUAUACGCUAGAAGAGCGCGAGGCUGGCAUACAGAACGUCGUUACGGGCCUACGGAGACAGCUGGAAGAUGACGAUGCCAGCGAGGAUGAGGAAGAGGAUGAGGAGGAUGACGGCGAGGACGAGAUGGAUAUUGUGGGCGUGCAUCGCAAAUCUGGGGGCGGUUUCGAGUUUGACAUUGCACCGCAUCACACUCAUGCAGUACACCCCGUUGUACCGCUAGAUCAGAUUCUUCGAUACAUGACAACGGGGCACAUGCCGUGA
Penicillium brasilianum is the source of this 831-nucleotide messenger RNA. NCBI's taxonomy places the organism in Eukaryota, Fungi, Ascomycota, Eurotiomycetes, Eurotiales, Aspergillaceae. The record is from the annotation of a GenBank genome assembly.